AUGGCACCAAUCAAUCCAGCCAUUUCCCAAAUUACCCCAGCAACCACACUUACCUAUUUCCUCCUCCUCCUUGUCACCACCAACGCCACCAGCACCCCAAUUUUAUCUAUAGCCAACCUGACAGCCCUCCUUUCCUCCUUACCUGACCUCUCUUCCUUCACUUCCCUCCUCGCCUCCACACCCUUUCUAACCUCAGAAAUCUCCGACCGCUCUGCCCUCACACUAUUAGUCAUCCCAAAUUCUUACCUUUCCUCCUCUUUAGACCUCACGCGCCGCCUCUCUCCUUCUGCCCUCGCCGACCUACUUCGUUACCACAUCCUCCUCCAAUACCUCUCUUCCUCCGACCUCCACCAACUUCCCACAUCUGGGGCCCUCAUUACCACCCUCUUCCAAACCACCGGCCGCGCCUCCUCUAACUUUGGUUCUGUUAACAUCACUCGAAACCCAGUAACAAACGCAAUCACUAUCUCCUCUCCAUCCCCUUUUUCCUCCUCAAACGCCACGGUUUUGUCCUUGAUAAAGACUCUUCCUUACAAUGUUUCAAUAAUUUCAGUGAAUUCUCUAUUAGUCCCUUAUGGGUUUGAUUUGAUGGCAUCAGAAACAAGGCCUACAUUGAGUUUGAAUAUUACUAAAGCAUUACUUGAUGGCCACAAUUUUUUUGUAGCUGCUUCUUUAUUAUCUGCUUCUGGUGUUGUACAGGAAUUUGAGGCCGAUGAAGGAGGAGCUGGAAUAACACUUUUUGUGCCUACAGAUUCUGCAUUUUCAGAUCUGUCGGCCACUGAUGUUAGUUUACAGUCAUUGCCAGCUGAUAAGAAAGCUGAUGUCUUAAAAUUCCAUGUUUUACAUUCCUAUUACCCUUUAGGUUCUUUGGAGUCUAUUGUUAAUCCUGUGCAGCCUACAUUAGCUACUGAAGAUAUGGGUGCCGGGAGUUUUACGCUGAAUAUUUCGAGGGUUAACGGGUCGGUUGCGAUCGAUUCAGGGAUUGUUCAGGCGUCUGUUACGCAGACGGUUUUUGAUCAAAACCCUGUUGCAAUUUUUGGGGUUUCGAAAGUGCUUUUGCCUAAAGAGAUUUUUGGGAGGAAUCCUGUGUUUACUAGUAAGCCAGGGAAUCCUGAUACGCGGAAUGCACAGCCACCUUUUAUUGCUUUGUCUCCAGAGAGUUCGCCGAAAAUGCUGUCGUCUGCUCCAGGCGUUAGAGAAGAGAUUAAGUCUGGAGUUGGAGGGUUACAGUGGUUGAGUACUCUAUCUUUUCUUUCUGUUGUCGUUGUAUGGAGGAAUUUUAGCUUGCAAAACUGGCAGCCGUUGCCUUGUUUCGUUUGGGAGUUUCAAGUGACGGCUUAUGAUUUUACUGGGAGUGAGGAGAUUUCUUAUGAUCAGUUUAUGGAGCAAUUAGAGCUUCGAGUUGAGUGGAGACUACCUGGUUCUAGCUUUCCUACUGGUGGCUUUUGGAUGAGCUACAAACAGAUCAAUGGUCACAGGCACCAGGGAGUCCGGCUUCAAGUUCCUUACAUGCGAUGGCCAAGCAAGUUAAUGUCUUCUGAAUCUGAUGAGUGGAACAGAGGCCUGGGGUCAAGUAAAAGGGUUCGAAUACAUAAGUAUAGUAGGGCUAACUGCCAUGAAAGUGCUCUUCAAAAGGUUGUGGAGACAGGACAGUGUUCUCUUUCUGGUGGCGGUUAUGUGGGUCGAGGGACAGGGCCCUCUUUCAGGCAAGGCAGUUCCAUCCUAUCCCAGAAGGUCAUUGGUUUACUAAAGCAGUGGAGUGGGUUAGUGGUAUCGGACAAUAGGACUGGAACACAUUCUGCCAUUUGGUGCCUUUGUCUUCUGGACAAGAAGGACAAGUUCACAUUUUUUGACAAGGAUCAUUAUAAAUGGUUGUGUUCAAAGUUUAAAGGUGUCUGUGAUAAGGUGAUGGUCAAGGAUUGGUCUCUCUUUUUGGAAUCACAAGCUGGCAAGAUAUGGAGAUGGAUGAAUGAUUACAAUUCUUCUGCUGCUUGGCUUACUCAUAUGAGUUUGCUGAUUUUUAGAAAGAAAUCAAAAGAUUUGUAUUCAAAGAUUCAAGAACUUGAGAUUUCUCUCAAUUCUUGUUUGCAAAAAUGUGCUGCUGAGAGACAGGGGCGAAUUAGAGCCCAACAGGAUUUGAGAAAGUCCUUAGCACAACCCAAGUCUGAGAAUUUGGAGCAGACUUCUUAUCCCAUGGCCCCUAUUGGAGUUGUUCAGUCUUGCUUCUCUACCAGAAAUGGGACGCCAAGGCAACCUUUACUUGUACCUCUUGCUAGGGCUUGUUUAGUCUUUGACUCAGCUCGGGUUCCUCCAGCAUCCCUUGAAGGUCUUGUAGAAUAUUCUCAUUGCUGGGUUGUAUAUGUAUUUCAUUUGAACACAGAUUUGGAUAAGUUAUGGAAGGAACCAUCUAGAUCAAAGUUUAAGGCCAAGGUCAGAGUACCAAGAUUGAAAGGCAGAAAGAUGGGAGUCUUUGCUACAAGAUCUCCACAUCGCCCAUGCCCUAUUGGUCUCACUGUUGCAAAGGUGAAGGCUGUACGAGGAAACAUUGUUUUGCUCUCUGGUAUUGACCUAGUUGAUGGGACUCCAAUACUUGACAUCAAACCAUACCUUCCAUACUGCGACAGCAUCCAAGGGGCAGCAGUGCCAGAGUGGGUAAUGGAGGACAAUAUGUUAGCAGUAGCUUCUGUUAACUUUUCCGAGGGCUUCUCUUCCUCACUAUCUGAUUGUUGGGACACAGCAAAAAAGAAGUCGCUCUAUGCAUCACCAGAUGAACUUCAAUGCUUAAUCAAGCAGGUGCUUUCAUGGGAUAUUCGAUCAGUAUCACAACGAAAUCAGCAACAUGAUCUCCUUAUUAAGACUGGAAAUGGGGAAGCACCAUAUAGCACUCUUGAUUCAGACCACAACGAAGAUCAAGAAGCUUUGGACCAUGGAAACAACAAGGCUUGUAAUCCUUCUGGGGAUGUAACAUAUCACCUGAUUUUGGAAGGAAUGGAUGUGUCAUACAGAAUUGAUUUCCAUGGCAAUGUAAUUGUAGAGGGAGUUGGGGUUUCAUCUGACAUUAUAAAUGCUCCCGUUAUGUUCAUUAUUUCAAGCUGUGUAGAUACUAUUGUUGAUGACUUUGAUGCUCGGAAGAGCCCUAGACAAAAUUUCUUCUUCUCAUUUCAGCAGAAGCCAUAA
Dovyalis caffra is the source of this 3177-nucleotide messenger RNA. The record is from the annotation of a GenBank genome assembly. Lineage: Eukaryota; Viridiplantae; Streptophyta; Magnoliopsida; Malpighiales; Salicaceae.